Molecule: messenger RNA, 966 nt
Organism: Triticum turgidum subsp. durum (durum wheat)
Lineage: Eukaryota; Viridiplantae; Streptophyta; Magnoliopsida; Poales; Poaceae
Source: the annotation of a GenBank genome assembly
AUGGAGAGCGCCGAGCACCAGCAGCAGGCCGCCACCCGCUCCCGCUCCCCGUCCCUUCCGGCGGCGCCGCCCUCCCCGCCGCUGUCGCCCAACUCGGCGGCGGCGGCGGCGCUGGCGAACGCGCGCUGGACGCCGACCAAGGAGCAGGUGGGCGUGCUGGAGGGGCUGUACCGGCAGGGGCUGCGCACCCCCACCGCGGAGCAGAUCCAGCAGGUGACGGCGCGGCUGCAGAAGCACGGCCCCAUCGAGGGCAAGAACGUCUUCUACUGGUUCCAGAACCACAAGGCCCGCCAGCGCCAGCGCCAGAAGCAGCAAGCCUUCGACUACUUCUCCAAGCAGUUCCGCCGCCCCCAGCCGCUGCCCGUGCUCCACAGGCCCGCCGCCCACCCCUCCUUGCCCCCGAUCCCGCUGCAGGCUCCGCCGCCACACAUGUCGUCGGCGACGCCGCCGGAUCUUCCCGCUUCUCCUGCAUGCAACAGACAAGCGAUGCACAGGCAGCAGCCUAGCUACGUGACAGCGGCCGCGGCGGUGGCGGCGACACAGGCCGCGGCGAAUGCAUCCCACUACAUGCAGACGCAGACGCAGACGCCGAUGUUGUACCCGGGAGUGGAGGCGGUGGCGCAUGACAAGGUCCAGACGCAGGCACCGGCCACCAUGUACCACCAAGCACCAGCUCAGAACAACGCCGGCACUCAACAGCCGCGCGCGCUACAGCUCCCUCCGGCCGCCGGCACGCACGGGCCGCCCGCCGCCCGCUCCCGCCGCCCAGAGACCCUGAACCUGUUCCCGCUGCACCCCACCUUCGCGAUUCCGCAGAAGACGCGCCCGGCCGGAAUCGCUGGCUCCGCGACGCCGACGGCGACGGUGCCGUCCGCCUCGGGGUCGGGGUCGUUCUCUUGGGAGCCUGAGAGCCCCCGCGGCGACGCCUCGCUGCCGCUUUAUGACUUCUUCGGCGUAGGCCGCUGA